AUGUCAUCUCGCACGUCACUGUCAGCUUGCGCCCAGUUAGCAGGACCGGCCAGCUUUCGCACUUCAGCUUGUCGACAGGUGCGACUGGCUUCGAGCUUGCACGUUUCCUACCAGCUACAUCCUACCAAGAAGAAUGCCAAUGGUGCACUGCUCUCACGAGUCUCGGGACCGACGGACAAACCUCUUUGCGAGCUUUCACUGAGCCAAUUCUGGAAGCAAGCGGUGCAAAAUUACGCUGAUCGACCCGCACUGAUUUCAAAACAUGAGCCAGCCACACAGCAUGGCAAAGCAGCGGCCGAUGCGGGCGACUGCAUUCGUUGGUCGUACGGUGCCAUGAACGAGCACGUGCAGAGCCUUGUCGCUGGACUACACCAGCUAGGCGUACGAAAAGGAGAUCGCGUUGCCAUACUCAUGAUGAAUUGUUCCGCAUAUGGGGCUUUGCAGUGGGCUUGUGCUCAGAUCGGAGCCGUGCUGGUCACUCUGAAUCCUGCCUACGGCACGUCCGAGCUUCGACGGGCUAUAGACCUUGUUGAGGCCACUACUCUGUUUAUUGUACCCUCCCUUCGUGGAACAAACUACCUCGACUCGCUCCUCGAACUUCUUCCGUCUCUGUCGAGCACUGCCUCCACCUCUGGUGAUCCAACUAUUCUACAAGAUGAGUCGCUGCCAAGCUUGAAGCGCAUCGUGAUGCUAGACAAUCUCGACAAUAGACCUAGAAACUGGGAAAGCAAUAGUGUGCUGGCACAGCAAGGCAAGAGCUUCACUGACGCCAUGUCGGCGCUGAAACACCGUGCCAUCGAUUACCGUGACCUUCUAAUUUCUCCCAAGUCUCAUGCUGCUACAUCGGACGUGCUCAACACAGACGUUAUUAAUUUGCAGCUCACCUCUGGAACCACAGGCAAGCCCAAGGCUGUAGCACUCACGUCUCGAAAUCUCCUCAAUAACGGGAUCGCAAUCGGUGACAAUCUCAGAUUCACCGAGGCAGAUAAGCUGUGCAACAUUCCGCCACUAUUCCACUGCUUUGGUUUAGUGCUUGGAAAUCUGGCCGCUUGGACUCAUGGAGCUUCGAUUGUCUACGCUGCUGAGGGCUUUGAUCCUCUGCGGUCUCUGCGUGCUGUUUCUGAAGAGCGCUGCACCGCCUUGCACGGUGUACCUACCCAUUUCAUCGCUGAAUUGGAGCUCCUCGAAUCGGCCAGGGAGCAUGCACAAGAUCCGGCGCGCUACCCAUUACCCAAGGGCAUGCAGCAGAAUGAAGCUUUCGACUUUUCUUCUUUGCGAACCGGUCUUACAAGCGGUUCCACGGUUCCCAUUGCGCUUAUGGAAGCUCUGGUAAGCCCAGGCAAGCUGGGUCUGCGAGAUCAAACGGUGGUCUAUGGCAUGACCGAGACGUCUCCGGUCACUUUCGGAUGCGAUGUCGACGCACCCAUCGUAAGGAGAUGCGAGACUGUUGGCCGAGUCUAUCCACAUGUGCAUGCUAAAAUUGUCUCUCCUGAUGACCCACUGGGCCAGCCCCUACCGGUCGGCCAACCUGGGGAGCUCUGCACCGCCGGAUACGUCGUGAUGCAAGGCUAUUGGAAAGAUCCACAAAGGACAGACGAAGCCUUGGAGCGACAUCCAGAUGAGCCCGAAAUUGUGUGGAUGCGAACUGGCGACAUCGCUAUCAUGGACGAGGAGGGCUACGUACGCAUCGUUGGCCGAUCCAAGGAUGUGAUCAUCCGUGGAGGCGAAAAUCUCUUCCCUCCGAACAUUGAAAACUGCAUUGAUCGCAUGGAAGGAAUCGCCACAAACGCUGUCAUCGCUGUGCCAGAUGAGAAAUACGGAGAAGCUGUGGGUGUUUUUGUGGCAAGAUCGCAUGCAGAGGCACCCGUCACACCAGCAAAGAUACGUGCCUACGUGAAAAAGCACGUUGGGGGACAGAGCGCACCAGCCUGGGUAUGGUUCCUGGGCGAGGAAGGUAUUCCUGCCGAGUUCCCCAAGACAGCCUCGGGCAAGAUCCAAAAGGUUGUUCUUCGCGACUGGGCCAAAGAUCUUGCCGCAAGGAAUCAGGGCAAAGUCGACAAAGUCUAG
Mycosarcoma maydis (corn smut) is the source of this 2067-nucleotide messenger RNA. RefSeq lists its product as uncharacterized. Bases 1 to 2067 code for a protein of 688 amino acids. The record is from RefSeq and is a predicted model, not a curated record. Gene Ontology annotation, molecular function: medium-chain fatty acid-CoA ligase activity. NCBI's taxonomy places the organism in Eukaryota, Fungi, Basidiomycota, Ustilaginomycetes, Ustilaginales. Gene Ontology annotation, biological process: fatty acid metabolic process. The transcript has 10 exons.